CCUGUUGUCACAGCUGGACGAUUGGGUUCUAUGUCGUGUUCGAUACAAGGGAAACAUCCCAAAGCACACAACACAUGAAAUUCAAAAAGCCCACAGCACUCAACCAGUGAGCUGCCUACCCCAAAAAGCUGAGGAGAUAAGUUUAGGAAGUGCAACUGCAAACCCUGACCAGAUGAUCACCGAUUAUAUAUACAAAGACUGCAUACUAUUAGCUUGGAUACUCGCCGGUCAAUCUGUAACUCCCAUGGAGACCAUUCCAAGAGUUGGAUUUACAGGAAGCAACAAUAGUAGUGAUGGAAACAACUUGAGUCCCUUUUCUGAAAAUGGUUCUAAUGGAGUAAAUGGUCUUACAGUUUCAUCUAUGGACAAUAGUUUCAACAUACAAAAUGGAGAAACCUCUGAGGAAAAAGACAGCGAAUAUGUAGAUAGCAAGACAAUAGACCCUGAUUUAAGUCUUAACAGAAUGGCUGAGACUGAUAUCUGGAGUUACAUCCAGAACCAGUCUCAAGAUGAUAUGUACAAUGCUAACUUAGCUAAUGAAUUGGCCUUAACUGGUAUAUACUAGCAGCAAUGAAGUAAAAGUCUAGCAAAACAAAGGUUGAAUUUCCUAUCCCGUAAUGUAGAGAUGAUAUUAUGUAUGUACUGCUAUAUAAAGCAUUACCUGCUUGUAAGAUUGUAGAUUUGUUACAAGUUUCCUGUAAGUAAAUCUCAUGGUAGGCUUUCGAGGCUCAUGUACAACAUAGGCCACAAAAAGAACAUGUUUGAGAUAAUAAUAGUUUUCCUUCGUAAUGCAAUAUUGUAUAAA
Molecule: messenger RNA, 805 nt
Organism: Cannabis sativa
Lineage: Eukaryota; Viridiplantae; Streptophyta; Magnoliopsida; Rosales; Cannabaceae
Exons: 1
Coding region: 173-565 (130 amino acids)
Source: RefSeq, a predicted model, not a curated record